This is a messenger RNA of Carica papaya (papaya), 1449 nucleotides long. RefSeq names its product acyl-lipid omega-3 desaturase (cytochrome b5), endoplasmic reticulum-like. Gene Ontology annotation, molecular function: oxidoreductase activity, acting on paired donors, with oxidation of a pair of donors resulting in the reduction of molecular oxygen to two molecules of water. Gene Ontology annotation, biological process: lipid metabolic process. The record is from RefSeq and is a predicted model, not a curated record. NCBI's taxonomy places the organism in Eukaryota, Viridiplantae, Streptophyta, Magnoliopsida, Brassicales, Caricaceae.
CCGUACACCUGGCGCGACCAGAUCAACGCCCUGUCUUGGCUCGGGCUCUGCUACGGAGCCCUCGCUCUAAGACCUGCGCGGUUAUGGUUAUGGUGACACCGACGCCACGCAGAGCUUCGGCGCAUACACGAGCAUGCAUGUGGUGGGUGGUCUUAUUCCACUCCUCAACGCCGUAGCCGCCGGGGCGACCACUAGAUGGUCAAACACGUGGUGAACAUGAGUGCUGCGUUAACCCGCAGGAAGAAGCCUCUGUAGAGCUUGAGAGGCUCAAUGAGGAUGAUUGUUACAUGUGCAAUGCAGAUUUCAGUGAAGAAAAGAUCAUCAAUGGCGGACUCUAUAAUGAGCAGCACAAUGAAAUUAUCUUUGAUUCAAGCAAACCCCCACCAUUUAGAAUUGCUGAGAUCCGAGCAGCCAUUCCUAAGGACUGCUGGAUCAGAAAUCCAUGGAGGUCGCUGAGUUAUGUUCUCAGAGACGUGGUGGUGGUUUCUGCAUUGAUGGCAGCUGCUGUCUUCUUCAACACCUGUUUCUUUUGGCCGCUUUACUGGGUUGCACAAGGAACAAUGUUUUGGGCAAUUUUUGUUAUCGGACAUGAUUGCGGCCAUGGCAGCUUCUCAGAUAAGCCCAAGCUCAAUAGCGUUGUGGGUCACAUCUUACAUUCUUUCAUUCUCGUGCCUUACCAUGGAUGGAGAAUCAGCCACAGAAAACACCACAAUAAUCAUGGACAUGUUGAGAAUGACGAAUCUUGGGUCCCUUUGACUGAGAUGAUUUACAAGAAAUUAAGUGCAAGAACUAGAAGAUUUAGGUUCACUGUGCCUUUCCCCUUGUUGGCAUACCCUGUAUACUUGUUUUACCGAACUCCAGGAAAAGCAGGAUCUCACUUCAACCCGUCUAGUAACUUGUUUGCACCGAGUGACAGAAAACUUGUGAUAACUUCGACUUCUUGCUGGACUUUAAUGGUGCUCUUGCUAGCUUAUUUGUCAUUUGUCUUUGGUCCAAUCCAGAUACUCAAGUUCUAUGGCAUGCCUUAUUUGAUCUUUGUGAUGUGGUUGGAUUUUGUCACUUACUUGAAUCACCAUGGCCAUAAGCAGAAACUUCCUUGGUACCGUGGCAAGGAAUGGAGUUAUCUUCGUGGCGGACUAACGACUGUAGAUCGUGAUUAUGGAUUGUUCAACAAGAUCCACCAUGAUAUUGGCACUCAUGUUAUACACCAUCUCUUCCCUCAAAUCCCACAUUAUCACCUUGUAGAAGCAACAAAUGCAGUGAAGCCAUUGCUUGGAAAGUAUUACCGAGAACCGAAGAAAUCAGGGCUAAUUCCUUCUCACUUGCUCAAGACCUUGUUGGAAAGCAUGAGGCAAGAUCAUUAUGUGAGCAAUACUGGAGACAUUGUAUUCUACCAGACUGAUCCUACGCUGUUUAAUGAUUCUUCAAGCAAGCUGUACUGACUUUUUC